CCUGCAAGUUCUCACUGUAAGGGAACAAUCGGAGUGUGGGUGUGCGCAGUGCUGGACUCCUGAUAAAGCUGCAUCUUUUCAUUAAGCUGAAUAACCUCUAUUGUUGGAUUAAGUUUGUUGGGUUUCUCGAAGGACACUUAUUUUUUUGUCAAUUUCUGUGUUAGUGUAACUCUCUCUGACUUCUGUUGACUUUUCAUCAAGUCACCUUCAUGAAGAUAACAGAUCGUUGCCACUCUCACAGCUGCUUCUUCAAUGAUAAGCUCAUGGCUUGAGAGGAGGGACAAAGAUGGUAUAGACACCUGCAUCACUGUGUGUCUGUAACAUCACAAUAUCAUUGUACACGAGCAAGAGAGAGAGAGAGACAGAGAGAGAGAGAGAGAGAGAGAGAGAGAGAGAGAGAGAGAGAGAGAGAGAGAAUGGCGAGCUGUUACUGUGGAACUGCUGUCUAAUGUUGGUAGUUGUUCUCUUGGAAUGCUAAUGAUAAGAGGAAUUUGUUUAACAAGGAACAUACUGAUUAUUCUCACUUGUAUUUUAGGGACCAUUGCAGAGAAAACAUGAGGUCCAAAGGUGAUGGAGAGAGCAGCCCAGUUCUGGUUGUCCCCCAUGCAAUCCAUGAGAUCAGUGAAGACCAGGAGGACGAUAUGAAAAAGCAGGUCACUGACAAGGGCAUCAAGGCCAAAGUUCAGCAGAAGGAAAAAGAGGAAAUGUCAGAAAGUGAGGAUAAAUCCACAAUGAAAGAUAAACAAAGAUUGAGCCUGAAGGAUCUGUCCAAAGAUGACCUUCUGGAGUUGCUGGGAAUCAUGGAGGGUGAGAUCCAGGCUUUAGAGGAUGUGAUCCGAGUGCUCAGGUCUGGCCUCAGUCACCCAGAGAAGCUUAAGUCUCAUUACAGUUCAGCAUUUCCAACCAAACCCCUGAAUGCCCUGCAGAGAGAUGGACUUCUUAUCAACAACAACAUUCUCCCUGAAGAUGUGUAUGAAAAGCCCAUGGCUGAGUUGGACAGGCUUCAGGAUAAGCACAGAGAGGCAUAUCGGCGGAUGCUGGAACAGUUGUUACUUGCUGAGAAAUGUCAUCGGCAUGUUGUUCACGAGCUGGAUGUGGAGAAACGCAAGCACAUAGACUACAUGAACAAGAGCGAUGAUUUCACAAACCUGCUGGAACAAGAGAGAGAGAGAUUGAAGCAGCUGUUGAAACAAGAAAAAGUCUAUCAAUUACGAAAAGAGAAAGAACACUCAAAGCGGCUGGAAAAGGUUCGUGGAGAGCUGAACAAGUUAAAAUCUUUUACACUCAUGCUAGUUGACGAGCAACAACUUCACCUGGAGCAAAUUGACCAGCAAAGUCAGAAAAUUCAAGACCUUCUCAAAGCACUCCAGGAGAAAGAGCAGACAGUAAGUGAAGUCGAGGGCAAAGCGAAAGAAGACAAAGAAAAACUCUUAAACCUUGAGAUUGAGUUUGAGGCCAAGGAUUUGAACUUCGCACAACAGUAUGAGGAGAUGGCAACUAAACUUGCCAGCCAAGAGAGUCAGUAUCAGCAAAUGUGCCAGAAACAAGCAUCUCUAGCACAGAAAAUUGAGGAACUAGAAGAGACAAAUGCAGCUCUACAGAAAUCAGCAGAGGAGCUGCAGGAGCUGAAAGAAAAAAUUAGCAAGGGGCAGUGUGGCAACUCGAGCUUAAUGGCACAGUUAGAGAGCUUGCAUAAGAUCGUCUUGGAGAUGGAGGGCAAGGAUGAGGAGAUCACCAAAACGGAGAAUAAAUGCAGUGAGCUGAAAAGAAAGCUUCAAACUGAGGAGGCAAACAACAAGGAAUUAAAGUUGGAGGUGGAAAAAAUGCAAAAGAGGAUGUUAGAGCUAGAGAAGCUAGAGGCAGCCUUUAAUAUGGGCAGGACUGAAUGUGCUCAGCUGCAGGGUGCAUUAGAUAAAGAAAAAAGCCUGACAAAGGAACUGGAAGAUGAGCUAGUAGCAAUUAAAAUUCGCAUGAAAGAGUUGGAAACAUCUGAGCUGAAACUGGAAAAGUCAGAGCUGUUCCUGAAAGACGAGCUAAUAAAACUCAAGUCUGUCACCGUGAUUAUGGUCAGUGAGCGUAAGAACAUGGCAGAGAGAAUAAAAUCUGAGGAAAAGAAGAGAGAGGAACUGGAGAAAUUGUUUAAAGCAGAACAGGAGAAAGUUAUGGCAGUUACUGAGAGAUUGAUAAAAGAAAGUAAAAAACUUCUAAAGUUGAAAUCAGAGAUGGGAGAAAAAAUAACUGCCUUAGUCAAAGAAAAAGUUGAGCUGAAGGAAAAGCUUAUUAUUGAGGAAGAGAAGCGUAAAGUAUUGAGUUCUGAGGUUUGUAUGAUAAAACACAUUAAUGGUGAGGUGACAGAGGAAGGAAAAGUAUCAAUCAAGGUGCUAAACAAAGAAGUUGAGAACCUUUCAAAUUCCAGCACAACAGAUGAAAAUAAAGUGGUGGAACUGACUAGGGAAAUUGAAAGAUUACGAAAACGUCUUAAACAGCUUGAAGUUGUUGAGGGAGAUCUGAUGAAGACCGAGGAUGAAUAUGAUAUUUUGGAGAAAAAAUUCAAGAGUGAGCAGGAAAGGGCAAACACACUUUCAAAGCAGGUGGAGGAAAUGAAGAAUCAGAUAGCUUUGAGUAAGGUUGUAGAGAGAGAAGAUGGAGUUAGUCAGGAAACAGAAUUACGGCGACGGUGCAAGUUAGAAGAGACCAAAAAUAAAGAUCUGCAAGCAGAUGUUCAAGCUCUUAAGGAGAAGAUUCAUGAGUUUAUGAACAAGGAGGACCAGCUUUCACAACUGCAAGUAAACUACUCUGCUUUACAGCAAAAGUUUCUUGAGGAGGAUGACAAGAAGAAGAAUAUGAGCAAUGAAGUUGUUAAUCUUACCAAAGAGCUUGAGAUUACCAGGCGCUACAGCCGUGCCUUAAGACCCAGUAACAAUGGAAGGAGAAUGAUGGAUGUUCCAAUGAUGUCAACAGGAGUGCAGACUGACACUGGUGAAAUUGAGACAGGGAAUGAUGAUGAUGACACUCCUGCAGUGUUCAUCAAAAAGUCUGUUCAAGAAGAAAACCACAUCAUGAACAGCCUUCGACAGAGAAGCCUUAAAAAACCUGCAGAAAGGCCAUCAGUUAGGGAGCUCUAUCCUCCACCAGCUAGUGACCUUUCAUUAAAGAAAUCAUGGAUACCAUGGAUAAAGAAGAAAGAAAACCAUCCAACUGAAAAGCCUCUGCAUAUUAAUGAGGAAAUGACACAUUCUGAAAUUAAAAUGACCCCAAAGCACAGCCAACCGUUACAUAUUCGAUUGACUCCUGACCACCAGGACAGCAUGGCAACUCUACAGAUCAGCAACUCUCCUGCAGAAAACAUCUUCAGCACUGCAAUACCCGCUCCCUCACGUGGUCUUCCAAAGCCACAGAUAACAAUCAUUCCUUCUACUACUGUUUCGCCAAAUGAUCGAGCCACAGAGCUGAAAUGUCCAGAGCAAGCAAAAUCUCCACUGACCAUCACAGCUAUCUCAAGAGCUAAGUCCCCAGAGAGCAUUAAAACCCCAGCUAUUGACAGACCAACAUCACCCAUAUCCUUAAUACCAGUUAGCACGUCUAGCUUCGCACAUAUAUCCAGCAUCACAGAGUCUCAGGAAAUGAUCACAGGCCGGGCAGUAUUUAAAGUGACCCCUGAGAAACGAAUGGUCCCCACACCAAUAAAAAAGUGUAACUUAAAUGCUAAUAUUAUUACCACUGAGGACAAUAAGAUUCACAUUCACUUAGGCUCACAAGUCAAAAAGUCUCAAGAAAGCAACAGUCCAAUGGUCAUGGUCAGAGCCGACACUGUAUUACAGGACAACAAAGAGCUUUCUACGGGCACUGUGCUACGCUCACCACGUCAUGCUGCAAUUAAUAAAGCAGCAUCCAGCAAAGUAACAAGCAGCCUUACCAUUACGCAAGUCACUCCUGCACCACCCAGACCAACACUUUCUGUGCAGCCUGUUAUGGACUCUCAACCACCUCGAUCUGGGUCCACUCGCAUUCCCAUGUCCCGGGGCAUGAAAACUGGGAAGGUUGUACUUGGGGCUUUAGGAACCCCUAAUAAUGUGAAGAUGGAAUCAAAAGGAGAAAGCCAGAGCAUGCGUUUUGAGCUGAAGAAAUCAACUAUCAGCAGUGCAACCCUCCACAGUAGUGGAAAAAACUAAACAAGCAUAUAAAGACCAAAAAGGCUGAAAGGACUGAGUGUGAGAAGAUAAUAUACAGAUUAAAUAUGUCUUUACUGUUUCACUUCUGGAAUUAUCUUUUAAAAAACUACAUUUUUCUCCAAAAAGUAAAAAAAAAAAAAUGUCACUAUGUUUGGUAUGUCGUAUCUGUAAGAAUAUACAGUAUACCUGUAAGAAUAUUUAGGGAAACUGAAAUUAUUAAAUCUCUAGUACUUAUCUCGGGUUAGGGUUAGUGUACGUGUGUUGCUUGCAGUGCCAUUACUAUGAAGGGUAAUUACAAAUAAGCCCACAUAGUGGGUUUAAUACAUUAUGUUUUGUAUAUGAGUCGGUUAGUAUUACAGAGGCAAGGCUUCUUCAUAUGUAAUGUUUUUACUAUUGUUUACAAGUAAAACAAAAAUGGUUUACAAAAA
Molecule: messenger RNA, 4600 nt
Organism: Silurus meridionalis
Lineage: Eukaryota; Metazoa; Chordata; Actinopteri; Siluriformes; Siluridae
Product: filamin-A-interacting protein 1
Exons: 6
Coding region: 555-4172 (1205 amino acids)
Source: RefSeq, a predicted model, not a curated record